ACCUAAUGGUCUAAGUGUCCUACAAUCGUAGUUAUUUUUAAAAAGAAUGUCACACCUAAACACAUCAGGCUUCACCGCUGCGGAGCAGGAAUAAUGACAGAGGGCCGCAAGUAGCACACAUUGAGUUCUCAGUUUGCUCCUGUCCUGAAGACAGCCACCUUUAAUUAUCAAAAACGUUUCUUUGUUGACAGUGCUUCACAAUGGCAGUGCCAAAAGCGACCCAGGACCUCCUAACUCCAGCCUUUGUAGUGGACCUCCCUAAAGUGAAGAAAAAUGCCCAGGUGAUGAUGGACAGAUUUAAGAAACUAGGAGUCCAACUUCGACCCCACAUGAAAACUCACAAAACUAUUGAGGGUGGGGACAUCAUGACCAAUGGCACGCGCCGGUGCAUCGUUGUGUCCACUUUGGCGGAAGCAUCCUUUUACGCCGAGCACGGUUACGACGACAUCCUGUACGCCUACCCGUUACCCUUCGACAAGGUGAAGAAGUGUGCAGAGCUGUCUGAGCACCUCAGCUUGUUCCAUGUGUUGGUGGACAGUCUGGCAGCUCUGGAGCAGCUGAGGAGCUGCCCUCUGAGCACAGGGAAAGUGUGGCAUGUUUGGCUGAAGCUGGACUGCGAGAACGGGAGAGCUGGAGUUCCUUACAGUGAUCCUGCUGCUCUUAAUCUUGCCAAAGCCAUUUCCGGGAGCCAGGGCAUAGAGCUGACUGGGGUUUAUGCUCACUGUGGGAACACAUACCAUUGCACUGGAGAACAUGAAAUCAAGGCAGUUGCCCAGGCAACCACGACCGCUACACUGGAGUUCAUGGAGAAACUCAAGACUGCAGGAAUUCCCUGUCCUAAAUCCAGCAUUGGGUCUACUCCUUCCUGCAGUCACCCUGUCUCAGACAUGACUUUACUAAGUGAGGUGCAUCCUGGGAAUUAUAUCUUCUAUGAUGUGCAACAGUCUGUAAUAGGAUCCUGUAAGAUGGAAGAUAUAGCAGUAAGAGUGCUGACCAGGGUCAUAGGUCACUACACUCACAGAAAUCAGCUGCUGGUGGACUGUGGCUGGGCAGCUCUAAGUCUUGAUAGCCGGGGUUGCCUGCCUACAGGCUAUGCUGUGAUUGAAGGACAUCCCGAACUGAAAUUGCUUUCAAUGACCCAGGAGCAUGGGAGGAUAGAACCAAUCUCUGGGAAACUGGAUUUUGACAAAUUUCCUUUGGGCAGCCUUCUCUAUAUUAUCCCCUACCACGCAUGUGCCACAGCCGCAAUGCACCCUGUCUAUUUUGUCCAGUCAGAGAAUAAGAUUGUAGACACAUGGAAACCAGUUCGGGGAUGGUAAAUGAAUGUGAGAGUGUGAAAAGCAUGUGACCCACUUAACGCUGAUAAACAUAGAAGAGUAAUCUUUUUUUGUAAACGUAAAUGACAAAACUGUCAACCUUUUGACCCAUGAUGUCAUCAUGAUGAUGAGUUCAUGUUAUAUUUAGGCAACUUGGUUGCCUGUUUUUCUGUUGUCUUCAUCCCACUGUCCCUGCCGCCACUACAGUUUAAUUAAAAUAUAAAGUAAUUAAGAACUAACAGAAAUUGUGACUACAAAACUUGCAUUACUCUUAAAAAGCAUUAUGUUGACUAAUUUGUUGUCUGAUUCUUUAAUUCAAAGCAACUUACAUUUGUACGGAUUUACACAGCAGUACAUUUCACUCAGUUGAGGUGAAGUACCUUGAUCAAGAGUAGAACAGUAGUGACUCAGCAUGGAUUCGAACCCACAGCCUUCCACUUCCAUUGAGUGAAAUGUACUGCUUAAACUAAGUCGUGAACUCUAAACACUGCUGGUCUAUAACACCAUAAAAAUGUUUUUAAUAUUUCAUGAUGUAAACAAAAUAAUAAUCAGAAUUGCUUUUUGGUGAAGAAACAGCAGUUAAUGAAUAGUGAAAGAAUAUUUUUCUACAUUUUAACACUUCACAAGAAUAUCUGACCAAUAAUGGCCUGGUAAAAUAGAAAUGGAAAUUACUUUAUCCCUUUACCACAUUAAUACUUUUAUAUAGACUGUUGAUGACUAUAGCUUUUAAUUUUAAACAGACAUUCCACAAGAAAGCAAGUAUUCAAACAUGCUCUCGUCUUUUUUGUACAGCUAAUGCUAAAAGAAAUGUUUUUGAAGACAUAAGCAUUCUGAAUCUUAAAAAAAUAAUGGCUCACUUUCUCAUUAAAUCAUACAGACAGAACCCUUCCCCUGUGGUUCACUGUCCUGUAAAUGUUGGCCUCUGCCAUUAUAAUUUAGUAAUGCUAGUACAGUACUAAUUUUUACAUUAUUUGCUGACAUUACCUUUUUUAUUUUUUUUAAAUUAGAGAAACAUAAUUAAAUAUA
This is a messenger RNA of Lepisosteus oculatus (spotted gar), 2342 nucleotides long. Its product is annotated as D-serine dehydratase. The record is from RefSeq and is a predicted model, not a curated record. Gene Ontology annotation, molecular function: D-serine ammonia-lyase activity. Gene Ontology annotation, biological process: D-serine catabolic process. Lineage: Eukaryota; Metazoa; Chordata; Actinopteri; Semionotiformes; Lepisosteidae.